Falco peregrinus (peregrine falcon) is the source of this 4952-nucleotide messenger RNA. Its product is annotated as plasma membrane ascorbate-dependent reductase CYBRD1. Lineage: Eukaryota; Metazoa; Chordata; Aves; Falconiformes; Falconidae. Gene Ontology annotation, molecular function: oxidoreductase activity. The transcript is spliced from 4 exons. The coding region runs from base 267 to 1118 and encodes 283 amino acids. The record is from RefSeq and is a predicted model, not a curated record. Gene Ontology annotation, cellular component: lysosomal membrane.
ACCUCCCCGGGAAGGAGCGGGCUGGGGCGGCCGGCGGAGGCUGGCCUGCCGCCGGGCAGGGCGGGGGGUGCGGAGGGCCGCCCUGCUCCCGCCCCUGCGGCGCGGCCUCCCCGCCGGCCGGGCAGCGCGCUGCGGCCCGCCACCGCCCGCCGCCCCGCCACCGGCCCCGCCACCGCCCGCCGCCCCGCCACCGGCCCCGGGCCCGGCCCCGCCGCCCGCCCCGCCUUGCCUUCGCGGCGCCCGCUGCCGCGCACGGGGCUCGGAAGAUGGAGGGCUACGGGCGGUUCUUGGCGCUGCUGGCCUCGGCGCUGCUGGCCGGCUUCGUGUCGGUCAUCUUCUCCCUCGUCUGGGUCUUCCACUACCGCGAGGGGCUGAGCUGGGACGGCAGCGCGCGCGAGUUCAACUGGCACCCCGUCCUCGUCGUCACCGGCUUCGUCUUCAUCCAGGGCAUCGCUAUUAUUGUGUACAGGUUGCCCUGGACCUGGAAGUGCAGCAAACUCCUAAUGAAGUUCAUACAUGCUGGAUUAAAUACCAUAGCUAUGAUUCUUGCGAUUGUUUCUAUGGUAGCCGUCUUUGAAUACCACAAUGCCAGGAACAUUCCUAACAUGUACAGUCUGCACAGCUGGAUUGGGCUGGCUGCUGUUAUAUUUUAUUCCCUCCAGCUUUUCUUGGGUUUUGCUGUCUUUCUGCUCCCUUUUGCUCCAGUUCCUCUCCGAGCAGCGUUCAUGCCAAUACACGUUUAUCUGGGUCUUACCAUCUUUGCAACAGUGAUUGCAACAGCUCUCAUGGGAAUCACAGAAAAGCUUAUAUUUUCAUUGAAAAAUCCUACAUACAGUGCAUCCCCACCAGAGGCAACUUUGGUCAACUGUCUUGGUCUUUUGCUUGUCAUAUUUGGUGCACUUAUUUUGUGGAUGGCAAGCAGACCCCAUUGGAAGCGGCCCCCAGAAGAGAAUGCUAAACUUCUGCAGCCCAUUGGAGAGACUCCUGAAGGCACGGAAGCAGAAUCCACAAUGACAGACAGUAGUAAUGCAGAUAAAUCUGAUCUGAGGACCAAUAGUGAAGCAGCCAGAAAACAAAACCUCAAACUUGAUGAAGCAGGCCAACGAUCAACUAUGUAAAGAAAAGUAACAAUACUAUGAUACUGCCAACCCCUCCUUGGUUCCUUCCAAUUUAGUUAUAUUGAUAGAUAUAUAGGUUGGAGUUAUAUUUUCAGUAUAGCUUGCUCAAAGAUACUCAAGUAUUCUGCAUAUGAAUAUAAAUUCCAGUAAGUCCCAAAUAUAUUAUAUUGGUUCAUGCCCAGUCCACAUUUAAAAAAUGAGAGUGUGAAUGACAUCACAUAAUGGGAAAAUCAUAAAAUUGGAAAAUGUCUUAACUUAAUGCUUAUAUCUCUUAUAAUCAUGUAAAGUUAACAAGACAGACUAAAUUUUGCUCUGAGUGAUUUUGCAGGUUACGUAUCAGACUCAUGAAGUAUACCAGACAGCAGAAUUUAGUUGGUCACUCAUAAUUUUUCUGAUAAUGUCCACUUUUUUAAAGCCUUGAUUUUUCAGGCUGAUUAACCCCCUCACCAGCUGCUAAGAUCUAUAGGACUUGAGGUCACUCAGCAAUUUGCAGAGUUGCACCAUAAAAAUGUUUAGUCUAAAAUUUUGAAUUCAGAUCUUUAGGUUACCUUCAAAAACUUCUAUGUUGGGUGUUUGGUGUUUUUUUAAUCAGAACACAUCUGUUGGACUCUUAACUGACUCUGCCAAGUAUAUUGUAUACAGACAACAUCUGGCUUUGGAUUAUGCACAAUCAUUACUGAAAGCGAAGAAAACUGUAAGACAUCCAAAUGCAGAAUUUGUCUUAUUUGGAAAGCUACAUAUACACACUUAGGAAAAUAUGUAUCACUUAAGCCAAGUCUUCCUUUUCUCCGAGAAGGUAGUAUUUUACUAUCUUAUUUGAUUGCAUGGUUCUAUUGAUUUAUAGCAUAGACUAGAAACUAGGAUGUUAUAAACCAGAGAAGACUGCUAGCAGUCUCACAGAGGAAAGGAGCUUGAAGUGAGACAUGCUUCCUCCAAGAAACAGCUGAGCUUUGCUCAUUUGAUUAAAACACUACCCAUUUAAUGAAAGCCAAAUCUCAAAAUCAUUAUCGUGAUGGGCAUGAAGACAUACCUUAGUCUGUAAGCAAACUAUAUAAACUCUAUGACUUUUUUAUUUGAAAUUAAAGUGUUAAAUAAUGCAGUUUAAGUCUCUACUGGCACUUUACUUUUAUAGCUCUUUCUAGAAAUUAGAAUAUUAAAGUAUUAACCUCAUUCAUUAUUUUCACAGAUAAAAACAAUAUUUAUAUUUUUAUUAGUAUAGAAGAAUAAUUAUGGUAGAUUAUUUUGAUUGCACAUGGCCAAAAUUGUGAGCCUUUCUAUUGUAAUCUCUUGUAAAAGCUGCAGAGCCCACUACAAGUCCAAAUUUACCACUGUGCUGCAAUAAAGACAGUUUCAGGCAGCAUAUAAUUUCCUAUUUUUUUAAAGACUACAUACAUUUUUAUAAUCUUCAGCCUUUUAAAAUGUUUAAACAUUAACCUUUAGAAAAUAUGCAAUUUUUGUAGUUCAGUGUUGCAUCAGUACAAACAAUUUUGGUCAUGAGUUAUUUUGCAUCUUGUCUGACAAGAAGCACCUCAGUUCCUGUUACUUGAUUUGUACUAACAUUUGAUUAUUUGCUGAAUGUGUUAUAAAAAGCUAGCACAGUAAAUUAUUUGAAAUACUUUUCUGCUGCACCAUUUGGUACUCAAGGACUACAUCCCCAAGUUCUGGGUUUUCACUUACAUAUAUUGGUGGGUGACUGCAACCCACCUAGCACUGGUGUAUUGUUUAAUUUGAUAAAAUGGCUGUUUUUAAAUGCACUAGUAUAGAAUCCAAGUAUGACGGAAGGAAUACUAAACUAUUGUGUGAGCAUUCCUCCAGUCCCACGGCAUGCAAUGGAUCAGACAGCUUCUUCCCUGUGUUUCAAGUUCCACACAAUUAUCUGUCUUCCCUAAAAAUGUUCUGCGCAGCUUCAGCAUAAAAUCCAUAUAGUACUGAUAGCAGCUUUCUGAGAGAAAAACAAGAGCGCUUGUUUUACAUGACAUUAGUGCUCACCUGACACGUGAUUAUGUUAUGCAUCCUAUUACAAAUUUAUAUAUUGAACAUUAAGUAGGAGGAGGGAUUAGCAGCAGCUUCUGGAGAACACUGAACUGUGCUGUCUUCUUCUGAUCUUGUUCUGUUCAACAAGUCUGCUUUUAUUGGUGAGAUCAGUAAGCAUCUUACAGCUGGUGGAGGCACAUUUAGUCUUUGUGAGAGGUGCUGUAUUAAUGCUUUUGAAGUGUAACAGGUGAAGUGAAUAAAGGAACUCAACUGUUCUAGUAAUUUACUGUGCUAGCUUUUUAUACUGCACUCACACAGGCGACAGCCUUUGAAGUUAGUAUGUAUUGGCCUGUUACUGUGUUUCAUCCACCUGUGAAAAUGAGCUCAUUCAACACUUGCAUAGUACUAAGUCAUCUGUUUAUGCAGAAGGUAGACAAUUGUCUAAGGAUGGUUCUGGAAAAAACUUUAACUGUACAGUAUAUUGGGGAAAAACCCACAAAAUCUGUUACUGAUUUUGUUACAACACUGACUUGGAUGUAUUGAAAUCAACUGCUUUUAGGUGAAUGGUUCUAUAUGCUAUUGAAGUUAAGCUAUAGUAACCAGUGUGCCUUCUGUUUUCCAUUUUAUUCCAUGUACUGUACUAUUCAAGUGUAAUGAUACUUGAAAAAGAAUGGUGGCAUUUCUUUACUUCUCUAUUCUGAUGAUACAAAACUAACCAAAAAUCAAGGAUUAGCGACCUUUUGAGGGUAGUCUGCCAGACUAUAUCUUUGUUUUUCAACUUUGAGGUUAAACAUCAUAGUGGAAACUCAGUGGGAGCUGGAAGAUUCCAUGCUGGGAAAUUAUCAUGAUCAGUGUUAUCUCAUGUGUACGAACUGUGGGCUUCUGGCUGCUUUGGUCUUUGGAAGAUCCCAGUGAGAUGCAGUAGCUAUGAGCUCCUAAACCUUGCUCAACCUUGGUGCAUGCAAUUUAAAACAGAUUCAACAUGCUAUAGGCUUUUAGCUUCUGUUCUAAACUGUUUUAAAAGGUCUUUAAGAAUCCUUGCAACAUAUAAGGUUAGUUCAAGUGCUAAAUAAAAAUACAUUGGACUUUGGAGAGUAAUUUUCUCGGAAAAAAAAACAACCCAUAGUCCUAAAGCUGCUUCUCAAAGUGGCCUUCCAUUAACUUCCCUUUAAUGUAACUUUUCUUACCUGUACUUACAGGUAAUAGUAGCGACACAGGAAAUAAAAAGGUGUAUUUUCAAAGAUGUAAGUGGGAGGUAGAACUUCAGGGGUUUUACUGGGAUUUCUGUGCACGUUUGAAAAUCUUCUACAUUGUUGUUUUUAGAGGGACAUGACUGUAGAACUUACAUUCCAAGUCUGGAUUCCUGUAAAAACAUAGGGAGUUACAAAAGCUAACAUUAAAAGUGCUACCUUUUUAAGAUGCCUGAAAAAAAAUACUUUUAAAUGUAUUUACAUGCUGUCACGCAGUAACAGAAGCAGAACAGUGUUUCCAACAUGAAUAAAAGUGAGAAAUGAUGGUGCAAAUUAGAUUUUAAAAUUGAAUGUACAGUAAUUACACAUACACUUCUUACUACAUGUAACCAAAAAGAUCGCUUAUGAUAUUGUAAAUAUGGAUUACUUGUUUAUGUGGAUAUUUUAUUGAGAGGCUAAAAAGAUAUUGCCAAAUAUUUUCUAUUUCAGAAGACUUUCUUUUGCAUCUAUUUCAGAAAAUUCCUUCCUCUGAUUCUAACUGUUCACGAGACCAUAAAGAAUUAUUUUGUUACUUGCAGUACUUAUUUGUAGAUGAAAGCAAAUGUUUAAUUACAAUGUCUAUUUUCCUUAUUCUUUUUUGUAUGUCAAUAAAAAUUAUUUUUCAAGCUUA